Nicotiana attenuata is the source of this 510-nucleotide messenger RNA. Its product is annotated as disease resistance protein RPP13-like. The transcript has a single exon. NCBI's taxonomy places the organism in Eukaryota, Viridiplantae, Streptophyta, Magnoliopsida, Solanales, Solanaceae. Gene Ontology annotation, molecular function: ADP binding. The coding region runs from base 1 to 510 and encodes 169 amino acids. The record is from RefSeq and is a predicted model, not a curated record. Gene Ontology annotation, biological process: defense response to fungus.
AUGUCCAACAUCCCCGAGUCGUCCUCCCACUUGGGAGUCUUGAUCAUCCCAAUAUUUGGAGUUGUUGGAUCGGGGAAGACAACUCUGGCUAAUGUUAUUCUCAAUGACCAGCUUGUUACUGGUAACUUUAAGUAUCGCAUCUGGAUUUAUGUACCCGAGAAUUGUAAAAGCAAGGAUAUACUUCGACAAAUACAUGAACAGAUCGAUGGAAAGAACAGAAACAUGUCGAACUCGGAAGAACAAUUGCUUGAAGAAAUUAGCAAAAGCCUUAGAUCUCAGAGGAGCUUAAUUGUCCUAGAUGACAUACGGUCCAUUGAAGCUUGGAAAACGCUGCAUAUAACAUUGCCACGGCUUAAGAAAGGUAGCAAAAUACUAGUGACAACCCGGGAAGUAUCUGUAGCUGAAUACAUAUCUGAAAAGCAUGACUUCCAUAAUAUGAGGACCUUGAAUGAGUACGAAAGCUGGGAUUUGUUUACUCAAGUGUUCUCUCCCCAGUAUCCAGGUUGGUGA